GUAUUAUAAGUUGCUAGUUGCAUUGAUGGUUGAAACGUAAAUUGGUGUCUUCAAAAAAUUAUCAUCAAGAGAGAUGUCAGAUUCUGAUGAUGAUUAUAUGUCGUUUAAUGUUCUGGUGGACAGUAAGGAUGAUGUACGCCCAAGUCUCUUGUUUAGCAGAGAAAAACGCAAAAUGGAUCUAUUUAAGAAAAAAUUAGAACCCCCAACUAAGCGCCAAAAAUCAGUACAUGAGCUGGAGAGAGAAAGUAGGGAGCGAGGUUUAAACACAGCAAUUUCUAAUGAAAAUAAGGGAUUUAAACUAUUGGAAAAGAUGGGUUUUAAACAAGGAGAAAGUCUUGGAAAGUCCAAAAGUGGCAUCAAGGAACCAAUUGAUGUUGUGAUUAAACAAGGCACAUCAGGAAUUGGACGUGAAUCUCAUUUGAAAGAAGUAUUUAGUCAAAAGCAGCAGCAAAAAAUAAAACACUUAAAAAACUAUGAGAAUCGAUAUAGAUUAGCUUUCAAGGAAAGAAUCAAUUUAGUUAAAGUUAGAAAAGAUUUAUUAAAGGCACAAAGAAUUUGUGAAGAAUUGGAUUUUAGAUUGAAAAUAAAAGAUCCUGUUGAGGACUUCUUUUGGACCAAAGAGACAAUCAAAAAACGUAGAAAAAUGGAAAAAAAUGAAGUGUAUGAUGACACUGAUAGCAGCAGUGAUGAUGAGGACUUUGAAACUAACAUCACAGAAGAGAAUCUAUUUAUGUUAAUAGAUUAUCUCAGAAGUAAACACUUAUAUUGUAUAUACUGUGUGAUUACAGGUGUAGACAUAAAAGACCUGGAGGAGAAUUGUCCAGGGCCUUAUAGAAUGGAUCAUGAUGAUGAAUAAAAUUUAUAAGUUAAAAUCAUAUCUUUUUUCUGUUGUUAUUUGAAUUAACUUGAGAGACUUAUGUUAUUUAUUUGUAACUGUUGUUUUCAAUAAAUGUCAAAUAUUUUGCGUUA
Diabrotica balteata is the source of this 969-nucleotide messenger RNA. Lineage: Eukaryota; Metazoa; Arthropoda; Insecta; Coleoptera; Chrysomelidae. The record is from the annotation of a GenBank genome assembly.